Auxenochlorella protothecoides is the source of this 207-nucleotide messenger RNA. RefSeq lists its product as uncharacterized. NCBI's taxonomy places the organism in Eukaryota, Viridiplantae, Chlorophyta, Trebouxiophyceae, Chlorellales, Chlorellaceae. The transcript has a single exon. The record is from RefSeq and is a predicted model, not a curated record. The annotation marks the transcript as partial.
AUGCGGCCCUUGACCUUGCCGCGCCCGCCGCCGUGCGGGUGGUCCACCGAGUUCAUAGCCAUGCCGCGCACGCGCGGCUUCCGGCCCCGCCACCGCGUCGCGCCGGCCUUGCCAUGCUUCACAUUCUUGUGCUGUGCGUUGCCCAGGGCGCCAAUAGUGGCCGUGCAGGCCAGGCUGACCAGCCGCUGCUCGCCGGAGGGCAGCUUG